Molecule: messenger RNA, 1481 nt
Organism: Zingiber officinale
Lineage: Eukaryota; Viridiplantae; Streptophyta; Magnoliopsida; Zingiberales; Zingiberaceae
Product: probable disease resistance protein At1g52660
Exons: 2
Coding region: 123-1481 (452 amino acids)
Molecular function (GO): ATP hydrolysis activity; ADP binding
Source: RefSeq, a predicted model, not a curated record
UUGAUAAACGAACCAAUCUCUUUUGACUUGUUUCUUAAUUCAUUUGUGUUUUCUUCCCUCCCUUGCUUGCAAAAGAAACAAAUCUCUCGUUGCUAGUGGUUGCCGGCAAGCUUCUCCUCUCCAUGGCAUGCAUCAACCUAAAUCUGGACAUUAACGUCAACCAUUGCCUGAGCGGGCUGUGGACAUCGCUAAGGCAGGGUAGGCCAAAGUCUGGCAUCGAGAAUUUGAAAAAGGAAAUGCAAAAUUUGAGCGACAAAAGGGACGACAUGAAGAGCUCAAUCGACCAGGCGGAGCUCGAGGGGAGAAUUCCGACCAAGCAAGUGAACCAGUGGCUGCUGGACAUGGAGACGUUGGAAGGCCAAGUGGCUGAUAUCGAGAAGGAUUUCCAAAGCAUGAGUUGCUUCAGUUUCCAUUGCUUCAAUCAAACUCGAACUGGCGGCAUGAGUCAAGCACAGCAAGCAGGAGAUCAGGUCCCUAUCAGAGAGCCAUCGAACUACUACUCCAUCAUCCGAAGAGUGUCGAAGAUGCUCGGCGAGGCUAAUAAAUUGAUGGACCGAGCUAAAGGUCUGGAUCCGAUUGCCAAAGUUCAGCCUCAGGAACCCAUCGUGAUGCUUCCGAUCUCAGACCAACCACCAAUUGGGAUUGAGUCGUAUGUUAAAGACAUUUCGAGCUGCAUUAAUGGUGGAGAAGGCAACGUCAUAGGCAUCUACGGAAUGGGUGGUGUCGGUAAGACCACCCUGUUGAACAGCAUCCAGCAACACUAUUAUCGUAAUCAAAGCAUAUUUGAUUGUUUCAUUUGGGUUGUGGCAUCCAAAGAUUGCAAAUUGAAAAAGCUUCAGAUGGAUAUUGCAAAGAGUCAAGGACUAAAGACACUGGAAGAGAGUGACGAAGAACAAACUUGUGGUAACAAGCUGUUUAUCUACUUGAAGAAAAGAAACUGCUUGCUGUUUCUCGAUGACAUUUGGGAACAUCUGGAUCUUCGAUUGUUGGGGAUGGCACACUCGGCUUCUAGGCAAGGCCAGCAGCGUAAAGUCGUGGUAUUCACAACUCGCAGCGAGACAGUGUGCACACAAAUGAAAGCACAAAAGAAGAUCAAAGUCAGAUGCCUGGAUCCAAAUCAAGCAUGGCAACUCUUUCUGGGGAAUAGCGACGUGGAUAUUCUCCGCUCAGAUAAAGAAAUCAACUCUUAUGCCAAACAACUUGCUAAAGAAUGUGCAGGUCUUCCUCGAGCUCUUAUCACCGUUGCCCAGGCCAUGUUAGGGAAUAAGCCUUUGGUUGUUUGGAAAGAUGCUCUUCAGCAAAUAACGAAUAACCAUGAGUGGACAACCAAUGGUCAUUCAGAAGAUUCACUCAUCAUGCAUAAAGCCCGGAAGCUAAGCUGCUACAUUUUAGAAAAUGACUUCAUGAUGAUGCAGGAGACUUUGGGUAAUUUUGCCAUUUAUAUUCGGAUUAUUUUAAUCUUUUGCAUUUUAGGAUUUUGA